AUGGCCAGUGUUAUUAAUAUAGUAGCGAUUAGUGUUAACCGUUAUUGGUCUAUAGCAUAUCCUAUAUCGUAUCGAAAAUAUGUGAAACAACAUUUUGUUUAUAUAGUAAUGGGAGCUGUAUGGUGUUUUUCUUUUAUUAAUUUUGCUCCGGGUAUUUGGUUAUUAAGUCUAUUCAAUAAUAAUAAUAAUAAUAAUAAUAUGACACGUAGUGAUUGUUCAGGUGAUUAUAAUCAUUCAUUUGUAUAUAUGUUAAUAGCACAGUUCAAUUAUUUUAUUUGGCCAUUUAUUGUUUUAUGUGUUCUUAAUAUGUUAAUAAUGUUAAAUAUAUGGAAACGAAGUCAAAAAAUGAAUCGUCUUAUGUCGUUUAGUCAAUGUGCAAAAAGUCGAGAACGAAAUAUUGGUUCAUCACCAUUAGUAACAAGUAAAGAUACGGAAGAUGAUCAACAUUUGUCAAUAUUAUCUAAAAAUAAAAUAAAUUCAAUUGAACGUUGUCCAUCAAAAAUAGCUGAAGAAGAAAAUAAAAAUAUUAAUCAAUUUAUUCUUGUUCAAUUAUCUUCGUCAAAUAAAAAUCUUCCGGAUUUAUUCAAUCAAAAUAAUAAAUCAUCAAACAAUUGUCAACAUACAAUUACAUAUUUAUCAUCACUUAUUCCUCAAUAUUCACCAUAUAUUCAAAAACAAUCUUCUACAAUUAAAAAUUCAUCCGUAAAUCGUUGUCAUUAUAGAAAUAAAACAGAUUUAAAAGAAUCUCGUGAAUCAUCACCAAUGGUAUAUUUAUCAAGAAAAUGUGCAAGUGUUAAUUUUUCUCAUUCACAUAAUUAUCGUAAUGAUUCAUUUGUUGAAUAUCGAAUUGAAAGUGAAGGUGAAGUAUCAAGACCGAUAAUAAAUGAAUUAAGUUCAUCAAAUAAUUUAAAUACUAAUAAAUAUAAAGUAUAUCGUCCGCGUGAUUCAAGAAUUGUUCGAGAUCGUAAAGCAGCACGUUCUUUAUUUAUUCUGGUUAUUGUUUUUCUUAUAUUUUUAUUUCCAUAUGUUAUUUGUGCAAUAGCUUCAACAGCUGGUGCAAAUAUAUCUGGAAUUAUAUUUGAAAUAUCAUUUUGGCUUUUAUGGUUAAAUUCAACAUGUAAUCCAUUUCUUUAUCCAUUUAUACAAAUAAAAUAUCGGCAUGCUUAUUUGAAAUUAUUUCAAUCUUGCUCAAAACAUUUUACAUUUUCACGAUCGAAUCAUUCUUUUUAA
This is a messenger RNA of Rotaria sp. Silwood2, 1230 nucleotides long. NCBI's taxonomy places the organism in Eukaryota, Metazoa, Rotifera, Eurotatoria, Philodinida, Philodinidae. The record is from the annotation of a GenBank genome assembly.